ACCGAAACUCCGGAGGACGUAGUCACAGUUGGCGGUUCGAGAACUCGAACGUUCCUGAUAAGAUUAUACCAAAACGACUGAAAUACGUCACACUUCUGUUAGAAGAGCAGAAGUAACGCCAAGCCCUUGGCCACGUUAACACCUUGUGAUAGUGACAAUAAAAAAAAAGUACAGAAAAUAUCGCGCGGAUAUUUAUCAGUGAUAACACAAGUUUCUAGUUUUUUUAAAAUCAUUUCGGAAAUUUAAAACCGCAAAAAUGGUCGCCGAUAUGAGCCUCCCGAUGGGCUCGCGCUGCAUAAAGUACCUUAUGUUCAUCUUUAAUCUCUUCUUUGUGAUCACUGGGAUUAUUCUCCUGUCGAUUGGUGCGACGAUCCACGCAGUUUACAGUGGCUAUCCGCACUUCCUGGACAACAAGUUCCUGUCAGUGCCCUCCUUAUUAAUCGCCGUUGGCUCCAUCAUCUUUUUCAUUGCCUUCUUCGGCUGCUGCGGGGCUGUCAGGGAGAACUACUGCAUGGUCGUAACGUUCGCUUUGUUGAUGGGUUUGAUCUUCAUUCUGGAACUCGCUGCUGGAAUUUCUGGCUACGUUCUCAGGAACGACGCUGCUGACUUGAUCCAAGACAAGAUGUUGGCGACGAUGAAGAAUUAUGGUACUAAUGAAAGCCAGGAAAUCACACGGGUUUGGGACGACCUCCAGAGAAAUUUCCAAUGCUGCGGGACGAUACAACCGAGUGACUGGAUAAACACGGCUAACAUGACAGGGCUACCCUUAAGCUGCUGCGAUCCACUCCCUGGAGAAAUAGGAAAUAAAUCGUGUACAGUCGAUGAGAAGGUGACGUUACAUAAAAAAGGAUGUCUCGAAUCUUUUGGAUCAUUCAUCAAGGGUCACGCUGUGGAACUUGGUGGAGCUGGUCUGGGCAUCGCAUUUAUUCAGGCUGUGGGAAUCUGGUUCUCCAUAUACCUCGCAAGAGCAAUCAAAAUGAACUACGAAACAGUCUAGAAGGAGAAUUAAGAGUGAUGAAUUGAGAAAGCAGGGGAAUUGGGGGAGAGAAAAAUCAUCCAACAGGAUUCAUCAGACUUCGAUCAUUGUAAAAAAAAGCUUCAGCUAUUAAUAUAUAACUAUAUUCUUGUACGAGUAUUAUAACUUCAGGUUGACAUUUUCAAUUUGUAUUUGAAUGACGAUAUUAAAGAAAGAAUUGAGUGAGAGGUCAUGUUUUAUGUAAAUCGGAA
Messenger RNA from Diachasma alloeum, 1227 nucleotides. Its product is annotated as CD63 antigen. Gene Ontology annotation, cellular component: membrane. The transcript is spliced from 5 exons. The coding region runs from base 257 to 997 and encodes 246 amino acids. The record is from RefSeq and is a predicted model, not a curated record. Lineage: Eukaryota; Metazoa; Arthropoda; Insecta; Hymenoptera; Braconidae.